Prunus mume (Japanese apricot) is the source of this 1764-nucleotide messenger RNA. NCBI's taxonomy places the organism in Eukaryota, Viridiplantae, Streptophyta, Magnoliopsida, Rosales, Rosaceae. The record is from RefSeq and is a predicted model, not a curated record.
AUGAACCUUAUUUUCCACGACCUAAUUGGCCGAACCUUUGAGGUCUACAUCGACGACAUCGUUGUAAAAUCCCCAUCCAAAGCCGACCAAGUGGAGCAUCUCCGACAGGCUUUCAAUCGAAUGCGGACACACGGCCUGAAGAUGAACCCUAAGAAAUGUGCUUUUGGCGUCACCGUCGGGAACUUUCUCGGGAAAAUCCGGCCGUUGACUCCUCUGCUCAAACUGAAAGACACAGAACGGUUCGUGUGGGGGGCAGAACAUCAAGCGGCCCUCGACGACAUCAAGAAAUAUUUAUCUCAACCACCAGUCCUUAUGCCGCCGAAAAGAGGGAAGCCCUUGAGGCUUUACAUUUCGGCUUCAGAGGGCUCUAUCGGCUGUCUGCUGGCUCAGAACAAUGAGUCUGAACGAGAGCAAGCAGUGCACUAUCUGAGCCACACCCUUAACAUGGCCGAGCUAAACUAUUCACCGAUCAAGAAAUUAUGCUUGACACUUUAUUUCGCGGCUACCAAGUUGCGCCAUUAUAUGCUUCCUUCGGUCGUUCAGAUCAUCUCCAAGACCAACCUCAUCAAAUGCAUGCUCACUCGGCCGAUCAUACGCGGCCGAAUCGGGAAGUGGAUGAUGGCAUUGUCUGAAUUCACCUUCCAAUAUGUGGCUCAGAAAUCGGUCAAAGGUCAGGCAUUGGCCGAUUUCUUGGCCCACCACCCGGCUCAAGGGCAGGAAGAAGAGUUGGAGGUCGAGAUCGGCAUGGCCCGCAUAGAGAAGAACUACUGGACUAUGUACUUCGAUGGCUCCAGUACCGAGGUCAUAUCCAGGGCCGGGGUCGUGAUCGAGUCCCCCCAAGGACAAAGGUGGCAAUUUGCGUUCCAACUUGAUUUCAAAUGCACCAAUAAUCAGGCCGAAUAUGAAGCACUCAUCAUCGGUCUUGAAAUUCUAAAGGAAAUGAAGGUGACCCGUGUCCUGGUCUACGGUGAUUCUCAACUGGUAAUCAACCAACUGACCGGGGAGUACCAGUGCACGAGCGAGAAUUUAACCAUGUAUUAUGUGACGGCCCUCAAUAUGGCCGACGAGUUUUCUAAGAUUUCCUUCGUUCACGUACCACGCGCCAAAAACCAUGAGGCCAACGAGAUGGCCCAGGUAGCGUCAGGUGUGAACAUUCCGGACAGCGACCACGACUGCGUGAUAAGAAUCGAGAAACGUACCCUGCCGGCUUUGGUCGAGCGAGAAAUGACGACGCAAGUAUCAUCGGCCGAAGCCGACUGGCGCUACCCCAUAGUAAAAUAUCUGCGCGAUCCCUCCGGCAACCAUGAGAGGACUACUCGUUUCCAGGAUCGGUGUUAUUUGAUUUACCAGAUCGAGCUGUAUCGAAAAGGAUCGAAAGGCUUAUUGCUCCUAUGCCCCAGCGCCGAAGAUAUUAAGGUUAUCAUGACCGAAUCCCACAAAAGGAUUUGCGGCGCUCACCAAUUUGGCGUCAAGAUGAGAUGGUUAGUCCGGAGGCAAGGCUAUUAUUGGCCAACCAUUUUAAAGAACUGUAUAGAGUAUGCGAAAGGGUGUAUCAAGUGUCAAAUCUACGGCCCCAUACAAAGGGUGCCAGUUGAAGCCCUCCACCGGGUCACUAAAUUGUGGCCAUUCAGAGGAUGGGCCGUGGAUAUCAUCGACAAAAUUUACCCAGCUGCAUCUAACCAGUACGCCCGGAUUUUGAUGGCAACUAACUAUUUCACUAAAUGGGUCGAGGCGAAGUCCUAUCGGUCUAUUUCCAGUGCAUAG